Pecten maximus is the source of this 5260-nucleotide messenger RNA. RefSeq names its product pappalysin-1-like. The record is from RefSeq and is a predicted model, not a curated record. The coding region runs from base 1 to 4860 and encodes 1619 amino acids. Lineage: Eukaryota; Metazoa; Mollusca; Bivalvia; Pectinida; Pectinidae. The transcript has 21 exons. Gene Ontology annotation, molecular function: metallopeptidase activity.
AUGUUUAAAUGUAAUCGAUCUCUCAACAGGUGGAAGAAAAAUUUUAUCAUUUGCAAUUUCAUGUUUUUAGUUUUCUGUGAAUGGUGUGAUGGAUUUCCGUCAAUUAAUGCUGGAGAUGUCUUAAAUCGUAAACGGCAAUUACACAAAGAGAGUAGCAAGUCAUUAUUAGGCAAACCUUCAGCCUGCACGCGCUCCAAACGAACUUCAGAGUACCAUCACCCACUACAUCGACACCCCCGGGACACAUUGAUGGGGAGGGGCCGGGGCAGCACGAGGGGCGGAUACGGGCUAUACUUCAGUGGGAAAGAGUUGUUACGAUUAAAGAUGGUACGUAAGAAAAUUGAGGUGGACCUUCCCGGAGGAAAUUUUACUGUGGGAUUAUGGAUUAAACCCGAGGGAGGCCAAAAUGACCCGGUCACAAUUCUAGGUUUGGUGGAUAUUUGCAGUGGCAGUUUACCCAGUAGCAAAUGGUCUAUAGGUAUCUCUAGUUCAACUGAUAAAAAAUACCCUCGACCAAAACUAUUCGCGUCUUUUCGCGCAGAAAGAUCGCAAUACAGUUCUACAUUGGAAGCGAAUUCACACUACGUUCCAAAUAAAUGGUACCAUAUUGCACUGUCAUAUGACGGAGAAACCGUUAAAUUCUACGUCAACGGGGCCAUGAUUGCUGUCCGUAAGGACCAGAGGGGAGAUAUAUUUAGUAAAGCCUCCAAAAAAUGCAAAGAAAUUCAUAUAGGCGGGGAAGUGGAAUCUGGUUUAUUCUUCCGCGGAACCGUAGACGAUUUACGCAUAUGGAAUGUUACAGUUCCGCAUGAAAAUAUAGUUAGAAAUAUACAUGGAAUUACAGAAGUAGUAGAUAGACAACACUUAGUAUUCCACGAUAGUUUUGAUAAUGUUAUACGAUGGCGGAAGUUAUCGAAGCGGAUGCCAAUGAUAAUUUCUUCCGAUUUAACAAGUGCCAAAUUUGAGGACAUCUCCGUUGAGAAGCCAGCUUGUGGGGAGACGGUCUGUGAUAACGCCGAAUUAGUCAGAAGUUACCUUAACAACGAUCAACUUAGGAGCCAAAAAGAAGUUCGUUACCGUGUCAUCAAUGUAAUGUAUAAUGAUGGAACUGAUCCUGUUGUUACCCAGGUACAAAUCCAAAGCCAACACAGGAUGUUAGUAGAGGCAUUUAGUCCGUAUAACAUCACGUGGCAACUUGAGGAAAAAAAUAUUCGGAACUCCUCUCUUCGUAUAAAGAACGUGUUGUUUGCAUGCAACCCACGUGACGUCGGUAACGCCAUUUGUGACCCCGAAUGUAGUCAUUCUAGAACCGGAAACGACGGGGGUGACUGUGAACCAUUCCUACCGCAAUGUGAUUCUCUGAAUAUCCAAAAUGGCCGCUGUGAUUUUGAAUGUAACAAAGAAUACCACCGCUGGGACGGAGGAGAUUGUUGCUUGCCUGGACCCCAUACACACUUGUCCUGUUUCGACCCAACCUCGCCUUAUCGUGGAUACAUUGGGAUGGGCGAGUUUAAGGAGGCGAUCGGUGUGGACGGUUCUUCUCACCUGAAUGUCUAUUUCGUAUCCCAGUCGUCCAACCAACUUGUAGGACUGGCCACCAUGCCGUGGGAUAAAGAGGUGUACUCAGUUCAGGGUGGAGUGGUUGUCCAUCCAAAAGAUUUCGGCGUUCUUGGACGGUCGAAGAAUUUGGUUCACGAGCUUGGGCACGUGCUUGGAUUGUGGCACGUACAUCACGGUGUGUCCGAAAUGGACUGUUCUGACUCGUGUCUGGAGACUGAACCAUCGAUAGAACUCGGUGACCUCUGCUCGGACACACUGCCCACGCCCAACAACACAGCUUGCCGUGACCCGGACUGGGCACAUCAGUCAUGCGGUAUACCGGCGUUCACUGACACGCCCUUCGCCAACUAUAUGGGUUAUGGAGACGACGCUUGUAUCGACCACUUCACACCCCAGCAGACGGCCAGAAUGCAUUGUUACCUUGAUCUUGUGUACCAGCCCUGGACCACGGACAACACGCCGGCUCCAGUACCACUCCCACCGAGGAUCCUGUCCUCCAGCACGGGUAGCGUGACGCUAGGCUGGAUAGCACCAUUCAGCUCGUACACAUCGGUCGUCACAUCACUGUGUGAUAUAUGUACUGACUCAGACGCCGUCAGUCAAUUCGCCACCAACUCCAGCUCGUCCCAUCCGACACCGGAACAGUUUGAUUUCGCACCAAAACAAGCAGAAGGUCACCCUGAUGCUGACAAAUGUGAUAUGAGUGUCCUUGCCUGGAUGCCCGAUACCGUUACUGGACCGAGUGACUGUCGGCAACACGGCUGCUACAUAGACCUAGGCUUCGCCUUCCCUGUUGUUCCAAACAGAAUUUCUAUAUGGGUGGUAUGGAAUGCAAAAGAUGGUAUCAAUGACGUAAAGCUCUUUCAUGUGGAUGGUGACGUCACAUCCCUUGGCCCUUAUACCGGAUAUUGCGAUACCGUACUGAGUAUUGGCGUUCACGUGACAAAACCAGUUAGCAAGAUUCGACUAUACAUUUCCAACCCAUACGUUGCUAUAGACGCCGUACAGAUGACGACAGACAGUGAUUACAGUGGUUGUAUCGAAUGUCGGAACAGAAGAUACAGACUCACACGAGAUCCGCCAUUUUCUGAAGGAAAGACCAAGCAAACAAAACGCCCCCAAUAUGUAGACAGAGAAGUGGAAUCAGGUGAAAUCUACACCUACUACGUCCAUAUACAGACAGAAUCCGGAGGACAGAGUGUCCAGUCCCCGUCCCUGGUAUAUACACACGGCCAGGCAUACUGUGGGGACGGACAGGUAGACAAAAAUAACACAGAGGAGUGUGAUGAUGGCAACCUGAUAUCGAAUGACGGAUGUGACGUCAACUGUCACGUGGAACACCUGUUUUACUGUAAAGGUAACCCCAGCACGUGUUUCCUCCACGACGGCGAUGGCAUUUGUCAGGACUUCGAGAGAAAUACCAGUGUCAGGGAUUGUGGGUUCUACACCCCUGACGGAUUCGAGGACCAGUGGGUUGUAUCCGCCGUAGCUAAUCCUAGCUAUCAGGCACCUGGUUGUCCGGCCACGCUUGUAACAGGAAGUCCAAGUCAGGACGCGGUUUGUGGUCGAUCCGUACCUUGGGACGAGGCAUGGUUUCCAUGUGGACACCGGUAUGACACUGGUAGCUACUGGGUAGAGGCAUAUUUCGCCAAGGCUGUGGUGGCUGCAGCGGUAUUGAUACACCUAGGAUCAGACGGAAGAAGCAGACAGGACGAUGUUGAUCCCCGGAUCCGUGUGGAGCUGGUAUCCGUCAAUAAUGCAUCCAAGCCACUCUCCAUCCACAGUUUGACCGUUAACUGUCGCCAAAACCCCGUCACUAUACAUAUAAAUCAGGAUUUAUCUCUGCCGUUCGAGUUAACUAUUGGGGUUCGAAUAUUUUUUGCAUCCCGGAACAUAAGUUUUGCUGGGAUCCGCCUGCGAUCUCCUAGGUAUUGGAAUCCUAUACAGUUGGCGUCCUGUUCUGACGAUCAGGUCUAUAAUCAGAAGUCCGGGCGGUGCAUUCCUAAAGCCUGCACCACGACCUGUACUACCCCGAGUGUGUCUAAUGGACGAGCCAAAUGUUCCGGAUACAGGGAAGGCGAUAUCUGCAGUAUACGCUGUAAUUCGGGAUACGAAGUAGUGGGAGUUCUAAAUGAAUACACGUGUAUCAACGGAACCUGGCACAGUGUGGCGCCCCUUGAUUGCCUUCCUGUUGACUGCGCACAACCGGAAAUCGCAUUUGCAUCGGUGGUAUGCCCAGAGGGAACUUUAUACGGAAGCACAUGCACGUUCAAGUGCACGUCCCCUGCUAAACAGAAAGGUACUGGAAACACCCUGACGUGUGAAGCGGACGGCCGAUGGUCAUCCCCACGUGCGUUCUGUCAGGUUCAGUGUUCUAGUCCAGGGGCAUUGGUCAGUCAAGCCAAGCUGGUGACCAAGUCAUGUAGAGCGGGGUUUCAAUCUGUUGGAAAACGCUGCAAGUUUAAAUGUUUCACCGGAUAUCACAUGGAGGGCAGACGUGCUUCAAGACGGACUGUGGUGAUGCGAUGCGAUGAGGACGGGAUAUGGACCGGCGGUCAGUGUGAGAAGAUCACGUGCCCAGCCAUUGACCCAGUAUUCACAGGUCUCUACUCGUGUACCGACCUCAUGUUCAUGGGUAGUGCUUGCACACUGCGAUGUCCGGAUGGCCAGCGUCCUCAGAUGAUUAAGUGCACGAGAUCAGGGCAAUGGUCCGGACGGUUCACGAUGUGUCCCUCGGGAAUGUAUGGAAAGUGCCCGGAUGUACUCGAACACGACGGCGUUGUUUUCAACUGUAAUAAUAACUACAUUGGAUACCAAUGUAGCGUAUCGUGUCUGCUGCCAAACUAUCGGCCAAUUCUGAAUGGACGGACGAACAGAGUCAGGGGACAACUUGUACAACCAGGAACCAUUUCCAAAGAUAUUCCCGUGCGUCAGCUCACAUGCACUGCCCUGGCUGAAUGGUACCCGGAUCCUAACAACCUCAGAUGUCUGGAGAUGUGUGAGGAGGAUGCCAUUCGAGAUGGUUUCUGUGACUGUAUCAACAAUCGAAAGAGGUGUGCUUGGGACGGAGGCGACUGUUGUAAAUCGACAUCCAUCACAAACAUGGUCCUGUCUUUCCCUGAUACCAAUCAAAAUGACUGUUCUUGUCAAGAUCCAAACGCUAUAGAAAAUAAAAGUAAAAAAUCUAAGAAAAAAAGAAAGCAGCGCAGAAAGCGACCGAAGAAAUCGAGACAAAGGAAUAGGAAAAAGAAUAAGCCCGUUGAAAGGGACAUCAGCUUCGAGCGACUCUAUGGGAACUAAAGGGCGAAAGAAAUUAUAUUCAUUUGAUAUUUUGGAAAAAAAUGAUACUCAUUUAUUUUAAGAUAUAAAAAAGUAAUCUAUGAAAGAACGAAUUAACAUUGAAUAAAUCAAAUAUCGAUUUAAAUUAUUUAAUCAUUAUCGAAGUUUUACAUGAUCAAAUAUAGUUUCGUUAACAUCAAACACCACGUUUUUAAACAUUGUGCAUAGCACUGCAAUCAUUGUUUACGCGAUUAUGAUCAUGUUGAGGUGAAGAAUGACAUUCAUAGUUAUAUCAAUCCAACAAACGGCGAUACUGAUCACGUGACAUAUUCCAACUGACAAGUGAUAUUUGCAUGUGUGCAGAACCAUCGAUGUAUAUUGUGCUUUGACAACUGACGGUUGCCCAUGUUAUAAUUGUGAA